AUGCGUCUGCCCUGCAAGAAGCUCAGUCCCAGAUUCAUUGGUCCCUUUACCAUAACAGAACAAAUCAAUCUGGUGACAUUUAAGCUUCAGUUACCACCACAAUACAAGAUUCACCCAACCUUCCAUGUAUCUCUGCUUAAACCUUUCUAUCCCUCUGUCUCCGUCUCUACAGAGCCUGGCGAUUCGGCAGAUCCCCCCUUACCGCUAAUCGUAGAGGAUGGAGCCGCUUACCAGGUCAGUGAGAUCUUGGACUCCCGACGCCGUGGUGGUCUUCUGGAGUAUCUGGUGGACUGGGAAGGCUACGGUCCGGAGGAAAGAUCAUGGAUUCCCCGACAUGACAUCCUCGAUCCCUCCUUGUUGACUGAAUUCCACGCUGACCAUCCAGACCGACCAGCCCCCCGAGGAAGCGGAAGAUCACCGCGACGUCGGGGUCCUCGGUCCUCAGGAGCGGACCGUGAAGGGGGGGGUACUGUCACAGACACGCCAGGCUCCACCUCAUCUCAGCCACACCGUUCCUCCUCACCAGAAUACUAA
This is a messenger RNA of Siniperca chuatsi (mandarin fish), 534 nucleotides long. RefSeq names its product heterochromatin protein 1-like. NCBI's taxonomy places the organism in Eukaryota, Metazoa, Chordata, Actinopteri, Centrarchiformes, Sinipercidae. The transcript has a single exon. The record is from RefSeq and is a predicted model, not a curated record. Bases 1 to 534 code for a protein of 177 amino acids.